Molecule: messenger RNA, 4645 nt
Organism: Hippopotamus amphibius kiboko
Lineage: Eukaryota; Metazoa; Chordata; Mammalia; Artiodactyla; Hippopotamidae
Gene: LNX2
Product: ligand of numb-protein X 2
Exons: 10
Coding region: 563-2611 (682 amino acids)
Molecular function (GO): protein binding; ubiquitin-protein transferase activity; metal ion binding
Source: RefSeq, a predicted model, not a curated record
AUGUUAUUUAUAUAUGCUGUGCAGAUCUGAUCUGUCGUUCUACAAUCUGUGUUAUAGAGAGAGAGUAUUCAAAUCAUACAUAUGUAUUUUGAAGUCCAGUUUUUCCCAAACAGUGUAGAGCAAAGGUCAUUUUUUUAAGAAACUGAAUUAUCCUUGAGACUGCGUUUCAAAGACGCAGCCUUCGGGAUGGCACCAUAAAUGUGUAAAAUCAGUCAGAAGCAGGGAACCAUGACUGGGUUGGCAAAUGCAAAUGUAUUAUAUCACAUACCUCACAUUGCAUUAUUAUCAUUACUACAGAGAUUAAUUGGCGUUAAAACUACCAUUUAAGCAAUGAAGUAUUGGGGGAUUUCAGUCAAUAGAACAAAUUGUUUCCUGUAUCAUACCACAUAUUAAUAGGACAUCUUUGCUUUUAAUCCUGAGUUCUUUUUUCACCAAGAACUUGGCAAGUCUAGAAAAACAGACCUGGGUUUUAGUCAGAAACAUCACUGUCUUUUAAAGGAAACCAAACCUUUAGUGAAAGUCUAACGUCUGAAGAUAGAGAAACUGCUUCAGUUGAUUCAAAAUGGGAACAACAAGUGACGAGAUGGUGUCUGUGGAACAGACUUCCUCCUCCUCCUUCAAUCCUCUGUGUUUUGAAUGCGGCCAGCAGCACUGGACACGAGAAAACCACUUAUACAAUUACCAGGACGAAGUGGAUGACGACCUGGUCUGCCACAUUUGCCUUCAGCCUCUGCUGCAGCCACUGGACACCCCCUGUGGACACACCUUCUGCUGCAAGUGCCUCAGAAACUUCCUACAAGAGAAAGAUUUCUGUCCAUUGGACCGGAAGAGACUCCACUUUAAGUUGUGUAAGAAGUCUAGCAUUCUGGUUCAUAAACUUCUGGACAAAUUAUUAGUUUCAUGUCCGUUUUCUUCAGUGUGCCAAGAGGUGAUGCAGCGCUGUGACCUGGAGGCACAUCUUAAAAACAGAUGCCCUGGAGCUUCGCAUCAGAGAGUUGCCCUAGAGAGACGGAAAACUAGUAAAACUCAGACAGAGAUUGAGAAUGAAAAUGGAACCGCGGUCAUAGAUCUUCCAGUUACUUUAUCACCUGAAGCGGACUGUUCAGGGCGGACCCUGACAUCCUUGUCUCUCCCCGCCUGGACAGAGGAGCCUGGCCUGGACAACCCCGCCUUCGAGGAGAGCCCCGCUGGAGACACCACACAGCAGCCACUUAGUUUACCAGAAGGCGAAAUCACCACAAUUGAAAUUCACCGGUCUAACCCUUACAUUCAGCUAGGAAUUAGCAUUGUGGGUGGCAACGAAACACCACUGAUCAACAUCGUUAUCCAGGAAGUCUAUCGGGAUGGGGUAAUCGCCAGAGAUGGAAGACUCCUUGCUGGAGACCAGAUUCUUCAGGUCAACAGCUGCAACAUCAGCAGCGUGUCCCACAACUACGCCCGCGCGGUGCUGUCGCGGCCCUGCAGCACGCUGCAGCUCACCGUGCUCCGCGAGAGGCGCUUCGGCAGCCGCCCGCACAGCCACCCUGAGGCCGGCUCGCCCCGGGAGGACGUCUUCCAGGUGGUUCUUCUUAAACGGGACUCUGUGGAACAGCUCGGCAUCAAGCUCGUCCGAAGGACCGAUGAGCCGGGCGUCUUCAUUCUCGACCUGCUGGAAGGGGGGCUGGCGGCGCAGGACGGCAGGCUGAGCAGCAAUGACCGGGUGCUGGCCAUCAACGGCCACGACCUGAAGCACGGGACGCCCGAGCUGGCUGCCCAGAUCAUCCAGGCUAGCGGAGAGAGGGUGAACUUAACAAUUGCUAGACCCGGGAAACCCCAGCCUGGAAACGCUGUCCGAGAAGCAGGAACUCUGAGCAGUAGCCAGCACCACACACAGCCGCCGCCUUACAACAGACCCAGCUCACACAAGGAUCUUGCCCAGUGUGUUACAUGCCAAGAAAAACACAUUACUGUAAAGAAGGAACCACACGAGUCCCUUGGAAUGACAGUAGCUGGGGGCCGAGGAAGUAAGAGUGGGGAACUGCCCAUCUUUGUGACCAGUGUGCCACCUCAUGGCUGCCUUGCACGUGAUGGCAGAAUCAAGAGAGGUGACAUCUUGUUGAAUAUCAAUGGCAUUGAUUUGACCAAUUUAAGUCACAGUGAGGCUGUGGCUAUGCUGAAGGCCAGCGCUGCAUCCCCCACGGUGGCCCUGAAAGCACUGGAGGUGCAGGUGGUGGAGGAGGCCACCCAGGGCCCAGAUGAGCAGCCCAACACCAUCAGUGAGAAUGAGUAUGAUGCCAGCUGGUCCCCAUCUUGGGUCAUGUGGCUUGGGCUACCCAGUACCCUUCACAGCUGCCAUGACAUAGUUUUACGAAGAAGUUACUUGGGAAGUUGGGGCUUCAGCAUUGUUGGCGGAUAUGAAGAGAACCACACCAAUCAGCCUUUCUUCAUUAAAACCAUUGUCUUGGGAACUCCUGCUUAUUAUGAUGGAAGAUUAAAGUGUGGAGACAUGAUCGUGGCCGUAAACGGGCUGUCCACUGUGGGCAUGAGCCACUCGGCGCUGGUCCCCAUGCUGAAGGAGCAGAGGAACAAAGUCACGCUGACCGUCAUCUGCUGGCCUGGCAGCCUGGUGUAGAUUUCAAAGUUGGUUUUAAGUCAAACACAUCUUCAUUUUUCAGGUCUUGGAAAGAAAACCCUUUGGUUUCUGUUUGCUAGGGCUGCUGACACAGCCGGUAUACACAGGGCCAAAACCACUAGGCUUGUCCUUUUGUUAUUUAGAAGGUUUCCUCCAGUUUGCCACGUUUCUUUCAGCUCAGAACUGAUCUUCCAAUAACCCCUGUGAGAUCACAUUUUUAGAAUUCGGAUCCUCGGUUGUGAGCUGUAAUAAACAAUGAAGUCUGCCCAGACUGUGAGCCAGCCGGCUGUCGAACGACUUCCGGUGGCUCUGUAUUCAAUAACUGAGUCAUAGAAUGAGUUCCACGUGCCCAAGACUGCAGUGUGCUGUGAACGGAUGCAUUCUUAGUUUGGAUAAGCCUUUCCCAGUUUACAUCGGUGCCACAUUUCAAAACUUCGUACUGUUCAUAAGGUGAUUUUUUUUCUGGCUUAUUUUAUUUCUACUUUAAUCUCAGUACUCAUAGAUGAAGACAUAAGUCUGAGACCAUUAAAGAGAUUUUUUUAAAAAUAAUGCACCAUUAUUAGAACAGUAGAGAAUAAAAGAUAAUGUUAUCUAUCCAGUGACAAAGGAAUUUCGGAGGUAAUUAUAGUUUAGUGCUGGAGAUGCUAAAAGCUGCAUUUACUUGAACAGUCCAAAAGCAUUAAAGUUCAUAUCUAAAGGAAUGUUUUGUUAUGUAGGAAAAUUUUGAAGCAGUUUUUGCUAAGAAAUCGUUUUUCUAGAGUUUGUAUUAUACUCCUAUCAGCAAACUUGGCUGGAAGUGUUUUUGUGAUUUAUGCAAUUAUAUUAGAUGAUAAAAAUAAAACCAUAUUGCUGUUAAAUGCACACUCAUAUAUAUAUCACAGCUAAGUAGAGGAUAGACCUUUUUUUUUGAGUGUUUUAGAAACGCUUUUUUUCCCCUUUAUUUCUCUACUUAGUUAUUUCAGGAAAAAGUGUGAAAGAUAUUAACAUCUGAAAGCUACUAUUCCAGAUUUUAAAAAAACUUUCCAGUCUGUCCUUGGUCACUCGACUGUCUCAUGUUUUUGCAAACUGACCAGCCUGUUUUGUUUGUCCUUUAAUCAUCAGCUAUUCAUGGCAAGAACGCAAAGAAGGAAGAGACGUCUUUACCUUGUGAAUGUUACACAUACUUGAAAAAAGUUUCACUUAGAAACCUAGUUCAGAAUCCGAGCUAAUUUACGAGUGACCUCUAGUAAUAAAUGGUGUUGAUGAGAGAAUGUAUUUCAGGAUACUACAGUAUACUAUGAAGCGUGACUGCUUUAUUUUAAAACUUAGCAAUUGCAUUGCUGGGGUUGUUUCUGUAACGUGUCACAGAUUAUUCCAGUUAGUUUUUUAAUGAUUUUUUAAAAACAUAUCUCGACUAAAUAAGGAACGGCGACGAUAAUCGUUCCGGCCUUGUUCACCCCUUGGCGACACCACGUGAUCAGCAGUGAGGCGAGGCACGGCGGCCGGCCCUGCGCAGCACGUCAGCGCUGUGUGAGGGCUGGCUUGUGAACCCGUUUGGUAUUGAAGUGCUUUGUUAUUCUAACUGACGCGGAACACGUUUUUUCUCCUGCUCCCCGAGUAGAAUUUUGUAGCCUACUUUGCUGGGUUUUUUGGAAACAUUUUGUAAGAAUGCAUCAUUCUGGGGAGUGGGCCUCCAUCAGCAAAUAUCCUGACUGCCACUUUGUUAGAGAUAAAAUGCUUACAGCAAACCCGGCAGUGUAUGAGUACUUUGAAAGACAACUUUUUCCAACAUUUUUAUCGUGAAAAUCAGCUUAAGCUAAUUUGGUUUUAUUACAGAAGACUAUAGCUUUUGGUCAGAACGGUAUUUGGUGAUGGAAACUUGUUCAUAAGUUACUGUCAUUGUUGAAAUAUUUGAAUUCUCUCAUUUCAAGCUUUGUUAAACAUUUUGAUUUGUUCUGUGCCUUCAGUUUAAAUUACUUCAGGAUUUUUCAGAUUGUUUAAAUAAUGGUGUGAUAAUCAUCUAGGAUGGAAAUAAAAAUCAUCCUUUCCUUAAAA